GCCGGGGCCGCUCCCCACGGGCGCGGGGGUCCGCGGGGGUUCCGUGGGGAGGGGGCCCGUGGGGAGGGGGCGCCGUGGCGGGGCGGUGCUGAGGCGGCCGGGAAAAGCCGCGGGGACACGCGGGGACAGUGCCCCGUCCCCGAGUGGGGCGGCAGCCCGGACACCCCGUGUCCAGGCGCGGUGGCCGCGGCCGGGCCCGUCCGUGCGACACGCGUGGGGACCAGAGGAGACCCCCGGCUCGAGGGGAGCGGGGGGCUCCUGUGACCGCACAGGGACCGCGGUGGGGACCUGCCGUGUCCCCGUGUCCCGCGCGUGCUCUCCGUGUCCCCAUCCCUCCUGUGUCCCCCGUCCCCCCUCGUCCUGGGACCGUGUCCUCUCCAUGCCGUGUCCCCUCUCUUCUCAUGUCACCCGUCCCUCCUCGCUUCUCCAUGUCCCCUGGCUCCCGUGUUUCCCGUGUCCCUCCACGUCCUCGUGUCCUCAGUGUUGUCCCCAUGCGCCCCCCAUCCCCCGUGUGUCCCCUGUCCCCUGUGCACUCCCCUUGUCCACGCUGUGUCCCCGUGUUUCCCAUCCCGUGUGCUCCCCUUGUGCCUCGUGUCCCCUGUCCUGUGUCCCCUCCGUCCCCCCACUGUCCCCGUGUCCCACUCUCCCCUGUGUGUGUCCCCUGUCCCUGCUGUCCCCUCCCCUUCCCAGCUCCUCUCUUCUUUCCCCGAAGCCACCGCAGCUUCUCCUUUCGGGGCUCGGGUGCCGCCCCCGGCCCCCGCGGGGCGCAGAGCUGGGGGGGCCUCGCCCCCUCCGGGCCCCGAAAGCGGAACCGGGGCUCCCGCGGGGGCCGUGCGGGCCGGUUCCUCUUUCGGGGUGACGCGGUGCCCGCUGCUGUCCCAGGCAUGGAGCCCCCGCGGCGGGUGCGCCUCAAGCCCUGGCUGGUGGCCCAGGUGAGCAGCCGGCGCUUCCCGGGGCUGCGCUGGCUCGACCCCGAGCGCCGCCGCUUCGUCAUCCCCUGGGGACACGCCACCAGGAACCCCCCGGGGCCACAGGACCACGACACCAUCUUCAAGGCGUGGGCGCAGGAGACGGGCCGGUACCGGGCCGGGGACCCGCCGGACCCGCCGCGCUGGAAGGCCACGCUGCGCUGCGCCCUCAACAAGAGCCGCGAGUUCCGGCUGCUGGUGGACGGGCCCCGCGGCUCCCCGGCCCAGCCCUUCCGCAUCUACGAGCUCUGCGAGGAGCCCCCCGGGGCCGCAGGUACGGGGGGCGCUGGGGAGGCCUUUGAGCGGCCCCCGACGUCCCAGCACCCCACAAGGACCUGGCAUCCCCCAAUGACUGACCUGGAGCUGAAGUUCCAGUACCGGGGCCGCCAGGUGUGCGCCCUGACCGUCAGCAACCCGCACGGCUGCCGGCUGUUCCACAGCAGCCUGGAGCCCACGCGGGAGCAGGAGGAGCUCUUCGGGCCCCUGACGCUGGAGCAGGUGCCCUUCCCUGCUCCCGACGCCAUUCCCAACGAGAAGCAGCGCUUCUACACGCACCAGCUGCUGGACGUGCUGGACCGCGGGCUCAUCCUGGAGCUCCAGGGCCAGGAUCUCUUCGCCCUCCGGCUCUGCCAGUGCAAGGUCUUCUGGACGGGGCCCUGCGCCGCUCCCCAGCCGGGCCCCAACCCCAUCCAGAGGGAGACGAGGACCAAGCUCUUCAGCCUCGAGGGCUUCCUCAACGGCCUCAUCCAGUUCCAGAAGGGGCAGACCCCCACGCCGCCCCCCUUUGAGAUCUUCCUCUGCUUCGGCGAGGAGUGGCCGGACCAGAAGCCCAAGGAGAAGAAGCUGAUCACGGUGCAGGUGGUGCCGGUGGCGGCGCGGCUGCUGCUCGAGAUGUUCUCCGGGGAGCUCUCCUGGUCGGCCGACAGCAUCCCGCUGCAGAUCUCGCACCCCGACCUCAAGGACAGGAUGGUGGAGCAGUUCAAGGAGCUGCACCAGCUGUGGCAGAGCCACCAGCGGCUGCCGCCGGCGCAGCCCCUGCCCGGCCCCUCGGCGGGGCCCUGGGCGCUGCCGCCCGGCCCCCUGCCCCACUGACAGGGACACGGGGACAGCCGUGGCACUGCCAGCCGGGGUGAGUCACGCCGUGGCCAUCUCGGCUGGUGGGGCCGGGGCCACCCAGCACCAUCCUCAUCCCUGUCCCUGUCCCCAUGCCUGUCCCCCCAGAGCUGCCAGUGACCAGCACUGGGGUGCUCUGCAGGGGAAGGGGAGUGUGACCCCCCACCCUGGGGCAGCUCUGCGCCCCUCCCUGCAUUGCCAGGGAUAAUCCCCCCGAGAUUUUCAGGGCAAACAGCAAGAAAACAGGGGCUGGAGCCACCUUGGACCUGGAGCCCCCAGGGAUGGGGGGUACCCAGCGCUGGGGAGGGCACAAAGCAGCCCCAGCCCUGGGAGGAGAACCAGAGGGACCUUGGGAGGUUUUAAUUUAUUUUUUCAGUUUUUUGUUGUUUUUUAUUGUUGUCGAGAUGGCUACACACCCCCGGAGGGAACCGCAUGCGCCCGCCCGCCCUGCCCGCACUCGAGCCACCGCCUCCUACCCCAAAAUCAAACCAAAGAAAACCCCGAAAAAGGAAAAAAAAAAAACAGAAAAAAACCAAACAAGAAAACAAACAAAAAAAGCAGAACAAAAUAAAAUAUAAAUCUCUAUUUGCAGA
Molecule: messenger RNA, 2674 nt
Organism: Passer montanus (Eurasian tree sparrow)
Lineage: Eukaryota; Metazoa; Chordata; Aves; Passeriformes; Passeridae
Gene: IRF5
Product: interferon regulatory factor 5
Exons: 5
Coding region: 402-2060 (552 amino acids)
Biological process (GO): immune system process; regulation of transcription by RNA polymerase II
Cellular component (GO): nucleus
Molecular function (GO): DNA-binding transcription factor activity, RNA polymerase II-specific; protein binding; RNA polymerase II cis-regulatory region sequence-specific DNA binding
Source: RefSeq, a predicted model, not a curated record